This is a messenger RNA of Hydatigera taeniaeformis, 1041 nucleotides long. Lineage: Eukaryota; Metazoa; Platyhelminthes; Cestoda; Cyclophyllidea; Taeniidae. The record is from the annotation of a GenBank genome assembly.
AUGUCUUUAUUCUCCCUCGUCCACUUCUUCUUCCCAAAACAGGUGAAUCUUAUUCCGAUUAUUGCAAAGGCGGACACAAUGACGGUGGAGGAGUGUCGGCUUUUCAAAACUGCCGUUCAGAGCCAGCUACUUCGCGAAGACAUUCACACAUAUGAUUUCCCACUUUCUGCUAUCCCUGAAACAUGCUCUGUUGCUACCACAACAGCAGAUAGUCGUAUCGCCGAGGUAAAACGCCUGCGGUUGCGACAACCCUUUGCUGUCUGCACUAGCUCGCAUGUCAUCACGAAGGAGGACGGAUCGAAGGUGAGGUGUCGAGUGUAUCCCUGGGGAACAGUGGAGACGGACAGCUUGGAACAUAACGAUUUUCAGGCACUCAAGACCCUCCUCAUGCGACAUUUUAUGCAGGAUCUGAUUGAUGUAACCUAUACAACACACUACGCCAACUACCGGACGAACCGUCUGACAGACAUAAUGGAGGCGGCUCACUUCAAUCUACACGAUGGACGCGAGCCUCUCAGUCAGCUAGAUGCUGAGCGGCGAGCUCAUCAAAUUAAACUGGACAAGUUGGUAGAGGAGAUGAAUCAGGUCUACGUGGAGAAGGUACGAGAACGCGAGAAGCGUCUGAAAGACAGUGAACGAGAAAUAGCAGAACAUGUACGGCAGAUGCAACAACAGUUGGAAGCCGAGGCGGAGAAUCUGGCCACGGCCCGCCAGGCAUUCAAUGAUGAGCGCGUCGCUUGGGAAAUGGAAAACCGGGACUAUGCUGAUCCUGACUUCCCGCUCAACAUUGUCACUAUUACGCGUACAUGGUCGGCGGGUCUGUUGGCCUCAUCAUGGCGGAAGCUGCGUUCUUGUUCUCGAUCGCGAAAAAGGCAAUGGAUGAGUCAGCGAUCACAGAGACCCUCCUCAGCUCCUGGUAGAGAACCUACUCUCACCUCUCCUAGUGUCACCUCAUCCACCACGACGGAUGUCGCCAGUUACCAUGUCACCCACAAUUCGGAAGCACUUUUGGCUCCACCGUUAGCACAGAUGGAGACGUAG